This is a messenger RNA of Camponotus floridanus (Florida carpenter ant), 2470 nucleotides long. It is a transcript of the gene Bap55, whose product is annotated as actin-like protein 6B. Lineage: Eukaryota; Metazoa; Arthropoda; Insecta; Hymenoptera; Formicidae. Gene Ontology annotation, molecular function: chromatin binding. Gene Ontology annotation, cellular component: NuA4 histone acetyltransferase complex; SWI/SNF complex. The transcript has 6 exons. Bases 193 to 1515 code for a protein of 440 amino acids. Gene Ontology annotation, biological process: regulation of transcription by RNA polymerase II; nervous system development. The record is from RefSeq and is a predicted model, not a curated record.
AAUGAAAUUGCACCUUUAUCCGUGCAGGCGGCAUUGACGUAAAGCGUCCUGUCAGAGGUUAUGGUCAAUACUUGUACAUACAAAAGUAAAAGUCACAGGAAUAAAUGUUCAUGUAGCCGUUAAAUAGACAUAUACUCAUUUUCCUUGAGUUAUUUUUAUAAGGAAGUCACGGGAAAGCUACAAUCUUUCAACAUGUCUGGAGGUAUGCUUUAUGGUGGAGAUGAAAUAGGAGCAUUAGUCUUUGAUCUGGGCCAUCAUUCCUUAAGAGUGGGCUAUGCUCAGGAAGAUACUCCAAAGGCAGAAAUCCCGGCUGUUGUUGGUAUUGGAGAGGAUGCCAAUGGUACAGUCACUAAGAAUGAACCUAUGGAUAUUGAUGAUAAGAAGCCUGAUAGUAAUAUUACACAAAGCGGGACCAAAUAUUACAUUGAUACCACAAUUCUUCAUGUUCCACGAAAAAACAUGGAGGUUGCGAGUUAUAUGAAAGAUGGUAUGAUUGAAGAUUGGGAUCAUUUUGAAAAGGUUUUAGAUUAUACAUAUUCAAAAAUAAUCCAAUCUGAUGCUGAGUAUCAUCCUGUAUUAUUCUCUGAAUCACCAUGGAAUAUGCGCAGCAAGAGAGAGAAGUUAACCGAACUAAUGUUUGAAAAAUAUAAUGUACCAGCUUAUUUUCUCGUGAAAAAUGCAGUUUUGGCUGCAUUUGCAAAUGGCAGAGCAACUGGUAUUGUUGUUGAUAGCGGUGCUACGCAUACAUCUGCUGUGCCUGUGCAAGAUGGAUUUGUAUUGACACAAGCUAUUGUUAAAUCUCCCCUUGGUGGAGAUUACAUAAGCAUGCAAUGCAGGCAAUUCUUACAGGACAAUGAUAUCGAUUUAUCUCCCCCUUAUAUGGUGGGCAGCAAAGAAGUAGUCAAAGAUCAUGAUAAACCACGAUGGGUUAAAAAGAAAGGUUUACCCGAAGUCUCUAAGUCUUGGCAUAAUUAUAUGGUGAAGAAGGUAAUUCAGGAUUUCCAAGCGACAGUUCUCCAGGUAUCAGAAACGCCAUACGAUGAGAAAAUUGUUUCUACAAUUCCUGCAGUACAAUAUGAAUUCCCUACUGGAUAUCAUCAGGAUUUUGGAAGCGAAAGAUUUCGAAUACCAGAAGCGUUAUUUGAUCCCAGUAUGGUACAGAUGCGCGGAGGUAUGGUUGGUAAUACCAUGUUGGGAGUGGGACACAUCGUCACGACUAGUGUUGGUAUGUGCGAUGUCGAUGUACGACCGGCGCUUUACGGGAGCGUUGUGGUAACUGGUGGCAAUUCAUUUAUUCAGGGUUUCCCAGAACGCUUAAAUAGAGAUUUGUCCAUGAGAAUACCUUCUAGUAUGCGUCUCAAAUUGAUCAGCGCCAAUGGUUGUGCAGAGAGGAGAUUCGGAGCUUGGAUAGGUGGUUCAAUAUUGGCUUCAAUUGGUACUUUCCAACAAAUGUGGAUCUCCAGUCAGGAAUAUGAAGAGAGCGGAAAGAGUCAAGUAGAAAGAAAAUGUCCUUAAACCACAACAUUUUGUUGUAUGUCUUCAUCGAGUCGUCUUAAAAGGUCAGAUUUGUACAGAAAAAUAUUGCAUAUAGAAAGUGAAUACAAUUUUCGGGACACAAAAACUUACGUUCUAUGAUAUUGGGUGUGUGUAUUGUUUGAUCAUCUAUAAAGAAUUUGAGAAUCAUUAAACAUCUUUUUACAUAAAAUAACUUUUUAUAAUGUUAUAGUAAUAAAUAUACUUGUGAUGUUAUCAAAUUAUGACAUGUCUACUAGCAUUCAAUACAUACAAGUACAUAUAUUAUAAAUGAUAUUACACUAUGUUCCGAAUUAUGCUAUAAGUAAAGGAAAUAGAGGAAUCAUUAUUUAUUAUUGAUGUCCUAUGAAAAUGCGACGAAUUUUGUAAAAAUUAUAAGAUUUUUUAUAUAAAACUUACCAGAGACUCUGUCUAAACUUGUUAUCUGCAGUUUGAUCAAUUUUACCACAUUUACUCGAUGUCCUGUUAGUCUCACUGCCAAGUGUUAUAUACGUCACAUUGGAAUUGUGGACAUUUGAUCUUGCUAUAGCAAAUGUUAUUACAAGAAAGAGAAUAAAGAGCAUAUGUUCACCUGAAACAUCUCUUCUAUAGUACAUACAUGUAUUUUGCAUUGAAAUAAUAAAUAGGUAUAAAAUAGAAGUACAAAGGAAAAGGAAUGUGUCUCUUUUCAAAUGCCUUAAUUAAUUAUUGAUCAAAGAAGCAGCAUUAUACUGAAAUAGCAUUACUGACUAAACUAUGUAAUUAAAAAGACUAGGAAAGGAAAGGAAAGGAAACUUAAAGUUUGUCUUUAUGUGCCUGCAAUAACGAAAGAUGUUAAUCUAACAAAUUAGCUAUUAUUAGGUUUGAAAUAUUAAUGAAUAUAGGAUAGUUAUAAAGCCUACAUUUCAUGUCCCGCACCUAUAUGUAGAUCUUUAAUACAGUCACUUACUAAUUAACU